AUGGCAGACACGGACGACAAAAGAAAAUUGCUAGCCAAUCCGCUUCAUGGUAUUGUCAUCCCAACUGGUCUUCUUCUUUUCGGCACUUGGCUAUUCAGUUGGUCAUAUAUGCCAUACACCAUUGCCUUCAUAAUUGUCAUAUGUUCAGUACAGUACUAUUUAGCCACACAACGCCAGGCCUCCAUGCACCAAACUAUAUGGCGUGACUUUGAACUCAUUGAUCGGACAAUGGUUGCGCCCAUGACCGCCAUCUACCGGUUCAAAUUGAAUCGCGAGGAUGAAGUGUUGGAUAUACCUACUGGCCAUCACUUGUCUUGUGUUUUCACAGUUGAUGGAAAGGAUGAAUUACGAUACUACUCUCCCAUUUCGAACCAGUUUGAUGCUGGGUUUUUUGAUAUUUUGGUAAAACAUUACCCACAGGGCAAAGUGACUAGCAAAUUGGCAUCGGUGCAAAUUGGGCAAACUGUCAAAUUCAGAGGACCAGUGGGCACGUUGGAUUACAAGCCAAAUUCCAACAAGGCAUUGGGCUUGAUUGCAGGUGGAACUGGUAUUACUCCCAUUUUGCAAGUCAUCACCAGAGUGAUUACCAAUCCUGAAGAUGAAACUGAGCUCAAGUUGAUUUUUGCAUGUCAAACUCCCAAUCAAAUCUUGUUGAAACUGGAGCUAGACUCGAUAGCAGAAAAGUAUCCCAAGUUGUCAGUGUACUAUACAGUGGAUCAGCCAAGUGAGGAUUGGGCUGGAGGUGUGGGAUACGUGUCCAAGGAAAUGAUCCAGGACGUGUUUGGCGACGAGAAAGAUACAAAGAUUUUGAUGUCGGGUCCACCAGCUAUGAAGAGUCAUGUACAUGGAUUGCUUGAAGAGUUGCAAUGGGAUAAAGAAAAGAUCUUUUAUUUUUGA
Messenger RNA from Lodderomyces theae, 897 nucleotides. RefSeq names its product cytochrome-b5 reductase. The transcript has a single exon. Lineage: Eukaryota; Fungi; Ascomycota; Pichiomycetes; Serinales; Debaryomycetaceae. Gene Ontology annotation, cellular component: plasma membrane; endoplasmic reticulum. Gene Ontology annotation, molecular function: oxidoreductase activity. The record is from RefSeq and is a predicted model, not a curated record. The coding region runs from base 1 to 897 and encodes 298 amino acids.